This is a messenger RNA of Dentiscutata heterogama, 158 nucleotides long. The record is from the annotation of a GenBank genome assembly. NCBI's taxonomy places the organism in Eukaryota, Fungi, Glomeromycota, Glomeromycetes, Diversisporales, Gigasporaceae.
CUACUUCGACAAGGCAAAUCGACCAAUGUUUACCUUUGAAUCUUGUAGUAAAUAUUGCAGUAAUUAAUAUUACUGAUGAAGGAUUUUAUCUUGAAUAUAAAGACCUUCUGGAAGAAAUCAGUUUUUCUUCAGAAGACGCAAAUAUAAAACAAAGAUAA